Messenger RNA from Microplitis mediator, 3525 nucleotides. RefSeq names its product paramyosin, long form-like. Gene Ontology annotation, cellular component: myosin complex. The transcript has 12 exons. NCBI's taxonomy places the organism in Eukaryota, Metazoa, Arthropoda, Insecta, Hymenoptera, Braconidae. Bases 284 to 2920 code for a protein of 878 amino acids. The record is from RefSeq and is a predicted model, not a curated record.
GACGGGGUGAUGAAGUAGCCGCGCGCCAUACGAACGACGGCGGUAGGCGCACUACGAGUAGGGCGCUGGUCGACUCCGAAACCCAGUGGAAGAUACGACUUGUUGGCAGUUACCACGAAUAAAUAUUCACACGACUGUUAAACCAUCCACCCUCUAACGCAUCGAGAGCCAUCGACAGGGGCCGUAAAAUACCUCUGAGCAAAGAAUAAAGAGCUUAUUUAUAAAUAUAUAAACGAAAAAAAAAUAUAUAUAUUAUAUAUAAAUUUAUUAAAAUAAGCUGAAAAUGUCGUCUUCAGCUGUAGCGAAAACUUCAAAAUACACCUAUCGUAGCAGUGGAGGUGCUGGUCAUGCUGAUGUUAGCAUUGAGUACAGCGCUGACCUUAGUGCCCUUACGAGACUUGAGGACAAAAUUCGUCUUCUUCAUGAAGAUCUUGAGUCCGAGAGAGAAUUACGUCAAAGGAUUGAGCGCGAGCGUGCCGAUCUCAGUGUCCAAGUUAUCCAGCUGUCUGAACGUCUUGAGGAAGCUGAGGGUGGCGCUGAAUCUCAAUUUGAGAUAAAUAAGAAGAGAGACACUGAGCUUUUGAAGUUACGUAAAUUGCUGGAAGAUGUUCACCUGGAGAGCGAAGAGACAGCUCACCACCUGCGUAAAAAGCACCAGGAAGUCGUGGUCGACUUCCAGGACCAGAUCGACCAGAUGUCAAAAGCUCGCGCCAGGGCGGACAAAGAAAAAGCGAAAUUCCAACAAGAAGUAUACGAACUCUUAGCCCAACUGGAUAGUGUAACAAAGGAGAAGGUGCUCUCAAUGAAGACCAUUGAGAAAUUAGAGAUCCACGUGUCGGAGUUGAACGUUAAGAUCGAGGAGCUGAACCGCACGAUUGUGGACAUAACGAGCCACAAGACUCGUAUGUCUCAAGAAAAUAUCGAAUUGGUCAAAGAAAUCCAGGACCUUAAAGUGAACAUGGAGAGCAUCGUUUACACCAAGAGCCAGUUGGCCAGUCAACUGGAGGACGCUCGUCGUCGUCUUGAGGACGAGGACCGCCGACGCGCGAUGGUCGAGGCUUCAUUGCACCAAGUCGAGACCGAGCUCGAGUCCGUCCGUGUUCAGCUCGAGGAGGAAUCCGAGGCACGUUUGGAUCUGGAACGUCAGCUGGUGAAAGCCAGCGGCGAAGUACAAAUCUGGCGGUCCAAGUACGAAACUGAAGCCAACGCUCGUGUUGAAGAGGUAGAAGAACUGCGUCGUAAAUUCACUUCUCGUAUUCAAGAACAGGAGGAGCAAAUCGAAAAUCUUUUGGUCAGAAUAAACAAUUUGGAGAAGCAGAAGUCACGUUUGCAGUCCGAGGUCGAGGUUCUCAUAAUUGAUCUUGAGAAGGCCAAUGGAACUGCUCGGGAGAUGCAAAAACGCGUUGAACAUUUGGAGAAGGUUAACAUUGAAUUAAAAUCACGAUUGGAGGAGACCGUUGCUCUGUAUGAGCAGAGUCAGCGUGAUCUUCGAAACAAACAACAGGAGCUUAUGAGAUGCAAUGCUGAGUUGGAGAAAACACGUGACCUUAAGGAACAACUUGCACGUGAAAACAAGAAACUUGGAGAUGAUUUAACUGACGCUAAGAACCAGUUGGCUGACAUGAACCGGCGUCUCCAUGAAUUGGAACUCGAGCUUCGUCGUCUGGAGAAUGAACGUGAAGAAUUAGCAGCCGCUUACAAAGAAGCCGAAGCUGGUCGCAAGGUCGAAGAACAACGAUCCCAGCGUUUGUCAGCUGAACUCAGCCAACUUCGUCAUGAAACUGAGCGUCGUCUUUCUGAAAAGGAUGAAGAAAUAGAAUCAAUCCGCAAGCAGACCAGCAUUGAAAUUGAACAACUUAAUGCCCGCGUGGUUGAAGCUGAAACUAAAUUGAAAACUGAAGUCGUUCGUAUAAAGAAGAAGUUACAGAUACAGAUCACUGAAUUGGAAUUGUCAUUGGAUGUUGCUAAUAAGAAUAAUAUCGAUCUGCAGAAAACUAUCAAGAAGCAAUCGCUCACUUUGACAGAAUUGCAAGCUCAUUAUGAUGAAGUACAACGUCAAUUGCAAGUUACACUCGAUCAAUUGGGAAUAAGUCAACGCCGACUUCAAUCAUUGACUGCCGAAACUGAAGAAAUUCGCGGCAACUAUGAAUCCGCACUACGCGCAAAGAGGAAUGUUGAGCAGCAAUAUGAAGAGUCGGUAAGCCGUAUCAACGAGUUGACAACAAUGAACGUAAACUUAUCUUCAGCAAGAUCAAAACUUGAACAAGAAUUGACAGCUCUUGCUGGUGACUACGAAGAAGUUACCAAGGAAUUAAGAAUUAGCGACGAGAGAUACCAGCGCGUGCAAACGGAGUUGAAGCACACCGUUGAAAUGUUACACGAAGAACAAGAGCGUAUUGUCAAGAUCGAAUCAAUCAAGAAGUCAUUGGAAAUUGAAGUUAAAAAUGUGUCCGUACGUCUUGAGGAAGUUGAAGCCAACGCAAUCGUUGGCGGCAAACGUAUCAUCAGCAAACUUGAAUCCCGGAUUCGCGACUUGGAACUGGAGCUGGAUGAAGAGAAGCGCCGACACGCAGAAACAGUUAAGAUUCUCCGUAAAAAGGAGCGCAACAUCAAGGAAGUUAUGAUCCAGGUCGAGGAGGACUCGAAGAACAUUGCUCUGCUACAAGAAUCUCUGGACAAGGCUCAGCAGAAGGUAUCAAUCUACAAGAGACAACUUCAGGAGCAAGAAGGAAUGUCCCAACAGAGUGUGACCCGAGUCCGGCGAUUCCAGAGGGAACUUGAGGCUGCCGAAGAUCGCGCUGAUACUGCUGAGAGCAAUCUAACCCUGAUCCGGGCUAAACACCGCAGCUUCGUCACCACAUCGACUGUACCCGGAUCACAAGUUUACCUGGUCCAGGAAUCGAGGCAGGAGUUAAACUAAUUUAUUAUCAACAUCUUUAUUUCCAAAAAUAAAUGCCUCCAUUUAUCAAACAUCUUUUCAUUCAUUAUUAAUAUUAUUAUUAUUAUUAUAAAUUAUUAUUAUUAUUAUUAUCCUUGAUGUACUCGAUUUAAUGUGUACUGAAAACACAAAUUGAUUUAUUUAUUUAAUAAUUUAAAAUUAAAACGCUAAGUAAAAUUCAUUUUAAAAAGGAAACGAAUCAUCGAGAACAAAAGGAUACAAAUUAAAAAAAAAAUAAAUUAUAUUAUUAAGAAAAAAUAAAAUACUUUGAUAAAAAAAAAAAAAAGUUAAUUAAAAUGAGGGUGAACACGACAGCUUAAUUGUAACUGACCAAAAUUUUUGGGUCGAUCAAUAUAUAUUUUAUUAUUAUUAUUAUAAUUAUUAUAAUUGUUAAUUAUUAACUAUUAUUACUAAUUAUUAAUUAUUAUUAUUAUUAUAAUAUUUUUCUUUUCCAUCGUAGAGACGAAAAAAGUAAAUAAAUAAAACGGAUCGUCCCUGGAUUUAUAAAAAAAAGCUAAAUAAAUAAAUAAAAAAAGUAAACUAUUUUAUUUUUAUAAAAAAUUAAAACAGUAACAGUGAGAAAAAAA